AGAGAUUUGGCUACAUUGGCUAUAUUUUUUAUAUAGUUGGGACGACACUGGAUUGCAUCUGAGAAGGCUUCUUAUUCAGCAUGGGAUAGGCGCUUUUUGACAUUUGGCAUUACAUGUGAUCUGCAAUUGUUAAAUAUGGACCGCUGUUCUCCCGCGCCAGUUGGCUUAUGCCUGGAUAUGUGUCCUAGAAACGAAAGGCAAGAGAGGGAGAGGCAAGGGCUGUUGCAUCAUUUGGAGACGAUGGAUGGGCAGAGGGCAAGAAGGGGACGCAGAGGACAAGGAAGUAUGUGUGCUGAUCCUGCUAGGACUGUUAAGGAGUACAGCCGACCUGCUGCAGGAAAGGAACUGUCUUCUCCAUGUGAUCUCCGACCUCCCGCUGUCUUGCUGAAAACCGUCCGUUACUUGCUGAUGAAGGUGUGGGAUUCUGUCAAUGAGAUGGAUUUGGGUAAACUGUCUGAGGCUUACUCCUUUGUGUUUGACCGGCUACGAGCUGUCAGGCAGGAUAUGACUGUGCAGAGGGUCUCGGGACUAUCAGGAGCUGUUGUGUUGGAGGCGAGCCUGGGGUUCCUGCUCUGUGCCCCAUAUCUUGUAAGACAUUUACCCGUGGAAAGCUAUGAUGAAGUGCUACAUGCAACCCAAGUGCGGGAGAGCUUUGCUGAACUAAUGGAAUGCUACAAAGAGGAUGUAAGGAAUCCCAGAGAAGCUGAAUUUCAGGCUUUGCUUCUGCUGUAUGAUCUUGGCAAUCUGGACACCAUGAACAGGGCCCUGAAAUUGAAACCUGAUAUAGAGGUUUCGCCUCAGGUUUGCUUGGCAAUGGCUGUGAAUCGGGCCUUCCUAGAGUGUAAUUGGGUACGACUGUUCCGUCUGUUGCAUAAGCUUGACUGCUUGCAGUCCUGUGCUUUUUAUCACCAUCUAUCAAUGUGCCGAGAUAGGAAUCUGCGGACAUUAGCUCAUGCAUACAGCAGCAGGAAUUGUCGCUUUCCCCUGGAUCUACUUACGAAGCUAAUGGCAGUGGAUAGCCUGGAGACUGUUGCUGAAAUGUGUGUGAGGAGAGGACUGUCUCUGGCUUCAGGUGGCCACCCGGCAGUGGUCUUUUUUAAAUCUUCAUUUAAGGACGCGGUUCCGGAAAGUCGCGGGAGAGAGAUUUUGCUGGUGGAGAAGAAAAAAGGAGAAUUCACUUGGGCUGAAGUUAUGAUGGGAGAAAACGCUUCCUAAAGAAGUCGAGGAGAACAAAAAGCACUGAUAUUUUGUGAUAUGUCUGACACUCCUGAUUAAAUAAAAGAAAAACAUACUGUGGCAAGCUGGCUGCCUGUACAUGUCAUUUUGGGGGAAUUUAGCAUUGAUAGGCAAGUAAGCAGAGGGGCAGGAGAAUAAAAACAGGGACAUCAGGCAAACUCUUUACAACAUAAAGGUCACAGGAACACAGUUCAUUAGUGUUUUAACUUUGGGGUUCUCACCAUACAGGGUGGCUUCCACAUACUGGGUUUCUUCCUAAGCCCUUCUGACUCUCCCCUCCUGGGAUAUCAGCUCACCAGCCUCUGGCCUCAGUAUUAAAAGGGAACUAACGCAAAAUGAAAAUGUAAUAUAAGCUUCCUCGUACUGAAGUAAGAAACUUUCUAAAUACAGUCAAUUAAAUAUUC
Xenopus laevis (African clawed frog) is the source of this 1640-nucleotide messenger RNA. RefSeq names its product SAC3 domain containing 1 L homeolog (gene sac3d1.L). Gene Ontology annotation, biological process: centrosome duplication; spindle assembly. Lineage: Eukaryota; Metazoa; Chordata; Amphibia; Anura; Pipidae. The record is from RefSeq and is marked provisional. Gene Ontology annotation, cellular component: nucleus; centrosome; spindle.